AUGAUGAUGUUGUUGUUGUUUUCUGAUUUGUUGUGGUUUUUCUUUUUUGCGUGUAGGUGUGUGUGCGUUAAUUUUCUUCAAAAGCGUGUGUCUUUUCUCAUAUGCAGUCCGCCAUUCAAAAAUUGUGCAAAGUACGGGAAAAGAUUCCACCUCCACUUACCACCACUAACCAUUUACCACCAAAAACUUCUGGUCGUGGUAGAAAAAAAAAAAGAGACCAAAAUCAAAGCAAUACCACCAGCAUCCCUUAAACACACUGUUAUAUACAUUGAUAUGGGAAAUAUAAUGUCAGUUUCAUUUGCUCCAGAAUGUACACCAGCUAAAAAUGCUUAUGAUGAUUGUUUUAAUAAAUGGUACACAGAGAAAUUUUUAAAAGGUAAAUCAAUGGAAAAUGAAUGUACAGAAUUUUGGGAUACCUAUAUUACUUGUAUAAAUGCAAAUUUGGCAAAACAAGGGAUCAAACCAAUGUUAGAUAAAGCUAGAGAAGAUCAACCUUUUGAUCAUCAAGAAAUUAAAGAAAGUUUGAAUAAUGAAAAGAAAUGA
Candida albicans SC5314 is the source of this 543-nucleotide messenger RNA. RefSeq lists its product as uncharacterized. NCBI's taxonomy places the organism in Eukaryota, Fungi, Ascomycota, Pichiomycetes, Serinales, Debaryomycetaceae. The record is from RefSeq and is a predicted model, not a curated record. Bases 1 to 543 code for a protein of 180 amino acids. The transcript has a single exon.